GUCCUGAUUGGUCGAACGUUUUCGUUACCAAGACAGCAUCUCUGAGAGUUUAUAAAUGUCCCCCGUUAUCCUAAGACAAGCAAUGGCUAAACCUCCUAUUUUGUUUUCCCCUCUGUUUAUUAACAGCGGGUGUUUAUUCACGUGCAUUUUACUGAUAUUUUCAAUAGGCGACGCUCAGGACGUUGUCGUUUUCCAACCGACAUUUCUCACUGCAACGGGACCCUUGGUGUCAGUACUUCUGCUCGGUAACUCAUCGGAAAUGUCCCUUAGUCUAACAACGGUGUCUCCUUCCAACACGACAGGAAGCAUUGGUCUCCCCUCCUGCAUUUCUGAAGCAACAAACUGGAUGAUCGUAAAGGAAAGGGUCGGAAAGACUGCAGUUCAAGUGCAACUGAAGUUGGAAAAAAAUCUGCGUUUGUGUGCUGAGAAUGAGACAAAUGCAGAUUGCUGUCCUAGUCCCCUCUGUGUCCUGGAGACCCUUCAGGUUUCUGCCUGUGAGGGUGGAAAACUUCAGGCGUCAUUGCUGGUCCAGGUCAAAAUUUAUGGACUGUUAGUUCCUACAGUUGCUGGAUCAGAUAAUAAAACAACUAUUCCAAACCAAGUGUACCAACCACUGGGCUCUUGUCCGUGUGAUCUCACAUUCAGGGUAUGUGAUGUGCGCUGCUGCUGUGAUAAGGACUGCUCCACUGAAGACUUGAAGCUGUUUCUGUCUCAGUGUCUCCUUGGUCCUUUCGGUGGACAGGUCCCUCGUGCUCCAGAUUAUCAGUGCUCUGUGCAGUUGUCUGAAAACUCCCCAAACUGGUUUCCAUUUUUAUGUGUUAAUUCACCGCUGGAGAACAACCCUCACCUAGGCCUCUUUUACCAGGGAGGUGUAAUUACGUCUAAGCCUGGGCCAUCCUUCCACAAGCCUAUGUUGUCAGCUCCAGUGCCUGUUGAUGUUUAUAUUGAAGGGAGUCCAGUCAUAACCAACAGUUAUGAGUUCUUCACUAUUCCCCAGAAAUUAUUUGGUCAGUGUAUAAACAAUGCUCCUGUUGGGUUUUUGAAAAAUUUUGAAACCACCUGUGUGUCUCUGCUUCAUGCCUGUCCAACUGCUGCCCCCUUUCGAAUGCUGGCCAGUGAUUUAAGGAAGACGGUGAAGAGCGGUGAAGGGAGUGACGUCACAGUGGAAGUCACUGAUGAGCUCAUCACUGACUUGAGUCAGUUUAUCACUGGCAGGAAGUCUCUGUUAUUUUCAGACCAGGAUUUUGUUUGUGAGAAUGUCACAUUAGCGAUGGAUUAUCAGUUCUUCUGGAAAGGAAAUGGCAUCACAAGUGUGAAUCUGACACGCUCUGUAGGAACCAUUUCCUUUAAUGGCAGUGUGGCAUUGACUACAAGCUAUUCUGCUGUGUUUUUAAAUGGUGAAGUCUUGAGUGAACCCAAUUCAGGAAAUCCAGGUUACCAGGACAGUAGGCCUGUGAUUGGUGGAACUGUGGAUACUUCAGUCAAUGAUACAGUGUUAAUACAGAGGACAUCAAUCAAUCUAUGGAAGUCAGGUAGUGAUGGACUCUGUUCCAACGGUAACAUGAAACCAGUUUUGUAUGGAGAAAAUUCAACAUCAGGAUGUUUGCUCUCUGUCAGCAAGGAAAAGCUGACUCAGUGUGACCUUUUAAGAGAAAGUAUCAGUUCUCUACAGAAGGUUUUGAACACAGCUACUCAUGUGGCCAAAAGUGGAAACCCUGAUUCACUGAUUGUGUCAGACUGGGAAAACAUCAUCUAUAGAGCGCUGAAUUUGAGCAAUGCUUUAGAAAACAACACAAGCUCAUGUGAUGGAAUUCCUUCCCACCAGCAUAUCCACGUUCAGAGCCUCAUCACAAGCACAGUAGAUGGUAUUACUCAAAGGUCUAUUUUUGCUGUGCAAAUCAGCUACAGCACAACCACCUGGACACUAGAGUGUAGAGGCGGUAAUGUUUCUUUAUGUGUGGAUCCAUCAGAAAUACAGCUAUUUCCCAUCUCCUCCUCGGUCACCUUUACAGAUGUUCCUAUUACCACAAGACCACCAAAGACAAGGUUUCAGAUUAACUUCACAGAGUAUGACUGUAACAGAAAUGAUGUUUGUUGGCCUGAACUGGCCUUUCCCAUCACCAGGUAUUACACAGGUGAGCCGUAUUCCCAGGCACUGGCCAAAGGCCUUAUCUUGGUUUUCUUCUUUUUGGUGGCUUCUGUCCUUGGGAAUCCAUGGAGACAAAUACGUCAGUCCUGGAACAGUGCUGCUCUCUAGAACACUUUUAGUACAGGAUAAAUAAUGUGAUAAUGUGUAUUUUAAGGUCGAAUGUAGUGACUAUAUUUUUACAUUGGGUAUUGUUUAAAAUAUAGUUAUCACAUUUGAGAAGGUAAAUAUUUUGUCUUUCUGUUUUUUGUUAUAAAAUAUCAGACAACCCAUUUUAUAGUGUGACACAUCUGAUUUAACUUGAACCUGUUUUUAAAUUAUGAAUUAUUUAUUUACAUCAUGCUUGACGAAUUAUUAUGCUGAUGGUCCAUAUGUGUACAAAAAGCAAUGUCCACACAGGUUUGAAACAAACCCAAAUGUCAGUUAAGUCAAUUUAUGAUGUAGUAUAUUUCCAAACAUUAGACAAUACCACAUCAGUACUAACACUGGAAGGUUUGUGUGCUGGAUUGUGAUCAUCCACAGGUAUAACUUGUCUUGUUUUGUCUGUGAUUGUCAGGUCUGUCUGUUUCCUGUUCCUGCUGUGUGUUGUGUGGGGUAAUCUGUGUUAUCACACUCACAUGUGUUGUUGUAAUUAGUCUCUCUUGUGUCACCAGAU
This is a messenger RNA of Cynoglossus semilaevis (tongue sole), 2801 nucleotides long. RefSeq names its product tectonic family member 2 (gene tctn2). The coding region runs from base 56 to 2257 and encodes 733 amino acids. The record is from RefSeq and is a predicted model, not a curated record. The transcript has 18 exons. Gene Ontology annotation, cellular component: MKS complex. Gene Ontology annotation, biological process: smoothened signaling pathway; protein localization to ciliary transition zone; cilium assembly. Lineage: Eukaryota; Metazoa; Chordata; Actinopteri; Pleuronectiformes; Cynoglossidae.